AUGAGAUCAUUUCAAGAAGAAUGCAAUUUCAUUAGAAAGCAACUAAGAUUAUCAACUGAGCCAUGUGAUUGUAAAGGAAAUAAGGAUGCUGGAGUAUUAAUAUUAUUGAAUCGUGAUAGAAUGAAUGGAGGAUAUAAAGUAUUUCUUUGUAUCAGAUCUGAAACAUUACGACGACAUCCAGGUGAAGUAUGCUUCCCUGGAGGAAUGAGAGAGGACGAUGAUCAGAACUUAUGUCAUACCGCAAUAAGAGAGACGGAAGAGGAAGUUGGUAUACGUAGAGAAGAUUAUGAAUUAUUAGGCAGUUUGCCAUCAUUUCGAUCCAGAUUUGGUGUGGAUAUACAUCCCUCAGUAGCAUUAUUAAGGCGCCCACCUGUGCUGUGUUUGAAUGCAGAUGAAGUAUCAAUGUGUUUUUGGAAGCCUUUGGAUGCUUUUUUGGAGAAUGAGCAUCAUGAAGCGUUUUUGAUUGAUCCAACCUAUUCAAUUCAUUCAUUUUAUUUCGAGGAAGCUGUAACUUACGGUGUAACCGCCUUGAUGUGUAUUGUCGUGGCAAUGGGAUUAGCUCAGAAGCAUCCAUCUUUCGAUUUAACUCCUCAAAUAACUCAAUCAGCUAGUGGCAGGGUAACAGUUGAUGAAGCUAUUGAUAGCUUGUACAAAGCUGCAUCAAAGCCUCAGCGUACAGUUCCACGUUCAAAGCUCUAA
Auanema sp. JU1783 is the source of this 699-nucleotide messenger RNA. The record is from the annotation of a GenBank genome assembly. Lineage: Eukaryota; Metazoa; Nematoda; Chromadorea; Rhabditida; Rhabditidae.